Sesamum indicum (sesame) is the source of this 3048-nucleotide messenger RNA. NCBI's taxonomy places the organism in Eukaryota, Viridiplantae, Streptophyta, Magnoliopsida, Lamiales, Pedaliaceae. The record is from RefSeq and is a predicted model, not a curated record.
AUGAUAGAAGAAGCUAGCCGGAAGGCGAUCGAGGAAUACGAGAGAAGGACCACGACUCCUCUGGUCAAAGAAACAGCGAGAAGGCAGCUGUUCGAGAAUACCGAACCGCAAAGGGAGUCAACGGUGCAAGGCAAGCAAGAGCACCGUAACAAGCGACCGGCAUCAUCCGAGGCCGGCUCCAGCAGCCACGGUCGCGCGAAGAGAAGGGAACCCGUAAUUUCGCGUGCGGAGGUAGAGAGCGUGAGGAAGCAGAUAGAAAGCCUCAAUAAACAGAUAGACGAACUAAAAAAGCGAGGUGAAAUAGUUGCGCACAACAAAAAUUCACCCUUCUGCAAUUACACCCCAUUGCCGAUGUCGCGGGAAAAGGCGUUGAUGAUGGUCGAGAAUGCUGAUGUUCUCAAGUGGCCGAGGCACACCAGGGACAGAAAGAGGUGCGCACGGACUAUGAAUUCGAGCAGGGGGAGAGAGUUCGUGCUGAAGGUAGAGGAAGAGGAGGCCAUCUCUUUCAACAGUUCGAACAAGCCAGACGAGGCCGGGGAGAUGAAUAACCCGAUUGUCAUCAGACUGGAUAUAGAAAAUUUCACAGUUCACAAAGUCUUGGUAGACAGUGGGAGCUCUGCAGAUAUCAUCUUCAAAAGAGUGAUUGAUAAAAUGGGGUUGGAAAAUAUUCGGUUAGAGCCGGACAGAACUCCGCUGGUCGGAUUUGGUGGGAGCGAAGUGGCAUCCUUAGGGAUGGUCGAGUUGCCAGUGUCCAUGGGAGACGAACCGAGGUGGAAGACCACAAUGGUGAAAUUUUUGGUGGUAGACACACCAUUUGCAUACAAUGUGAUAUUGGGCAAGCCGGGAUUGAAUUCAUUCAGGGCCGUCAUCUCCAUCUACCACAUGAAGGUAAAAUUCCCGACGGAUAACGGAGUCGGAGAGGUAGUAUGCGAUCAGAAAGAAGCUCGAAAAUGCUACAAUCUAUCACUGAAAGGAGAACCCGGAGCGAAGAAGAGAAAGGUCAAGGAAGACGCUGAACCUCGACCCUACGAGGCCGAACAUUUGAAGCCCAGCGAAGAAUACAAGGUUGUGCAGCUCACACCGGGUAAGCCAGACAAAACUACCAAGAUAGGCGCGAGCAUGAAAGAGAGGGAGAUGGCAAUGAUCAAUUUCCUAAGGGAGAACAUGGACGUGUUCGCAUGGGGACCGUCUGAUUUCACGGGAAUCGACCCUGAGGUGAUACUGCACAGGCUAAACGUAGAUCCAACCAUGCGACCUAUGAAGCAGAAGAAGAGGUCAUUCGGGUACGACAAGAAUGAGAUCAUCCGUAAGGAAGUGGACAAGCUACUCAAAGCCGGGUAUGUAUCGGAAAUUCAGUACACUGAUUGGUUGUCUAAUGUAGUGCUUGUCCCCAAAUCCUCCGGGAAAUGGCGAAUGUGCGUGGACUUUACAGAUCUGAACAAGGCGUGCCCAAAAGAUCCCUACCCGCUGCCCCGGAUCGAUGUCAUGGUGGAUUCUACAGCAGGGUACGAGAUGUUCUCGAUGAUGGAUGCCUACCAAGGGUAUCACCAGAUCCACAUGGCAGAGGAAGAUAGAGAUAAGACUUCUUUCAUCACGGAGAAGGGAAUUUACUGUUAUAAUAUGAUGCCUUUUGGUUUAAACAAUGCAGGAACAACAUACCAGCGCCUGGUUAAAAGGAUGUUCGGCGACCUGCUCGGAAAAACGAUGGAAGUGUACGUGGAUGACAUGCUCGUAAAGAGCAAGAGGUCGCAGGAUCACCUCGCAGAUCUAGCCCAAGCAUUCGCUAUCAUGAGAUCGUACGGAAUGAAGCUCAAUCCAGACAAGUGCACAUUCGGAGUAGGAGGAGGAAAGUUUUUAGGAUACAUGGUUCAGAAGUUGACAGGAAAGAUCACCUCCCUGGGCAGGUUUAGUUCGCGAUCAGCAGACAGAAGUCUCCCCUUUUUUAAGGUUCUGAGGAAACCUAAAAAUUUUGAAUGGAGUGAGGAGUGCGAGAAGGCCUUGCAAGAGCUGAAGGAAUACCUGACAACACCUCCCCUACUAGCAAACCCGAAAGAGGGAGAGGAACUGUUCCUUUACCUGGGCGUGUCGGAAAAUGCAGUCAGCUCGGUACUGGUAAGAGAAGAUGGAGGUCAACAGAAUCCCAUUUGUUAUGUGAGUAAGAUGCUCCAAGGUGCCGAAUUAAGAUACACGGAGAUGGAGAGGUUAGCCCUCGCGCAGGUAGUUACCGCUCGAAAGCUACGACCAUACUUUCAGUCGCAUAAGGUGAUCAUGCUAACGAACUACCCUUUGAAGCACAUAAUGUCGCGACCUGAGGCGUCAGGUCUGUUGAUCAAGUGGACGGAAGAGCUGGGGCAAUACGACAUCGAGUAUCGACCUAGAACGGCCCAAAAAGCGCAGAUACUAGCGGAUUUUGUGAUAGAACUCGCAAGCGAUCCCAAGUUACCCAUGGUCGUUGAGGGGCAAACCUCUAAGUGGAUGCUACAUGUGGACGGAGCCUCAAAUGCCAAUAGUGGAGGAGCAGGAGUAUGGAUCCGGGGACCAGAGGGAAUCGAGAUAGAGGUAGCGGCUCGUCUGUCCUUCCCUGUGACCAAUUAUGAAGCCGAAUACGAAGCGCUCGUUCUCGGGCUAGAGCUUGCUUCCCAGGCAGGCGCCAAAGAUUUGGAGGUGUUCACAAACUCCCAGCUAAUCGCGCUGCAGAUUGAAGGGACGUCCCUCGAGCAGAAAACGACAAGGCGGACGCCUUAUCCAAAUUUGGGGUUGCCAUGGAAGGGAUUGGAUCGCAAGAUUGGGGUUGCCAUGGAAGGGAUUGGUGAUCGCAAGAUUACCGCCCUGGUUCGAGGGCGACCAUGCAUCGCGAGCAGAGCAGAUGUUCAGAUGGUCGCGAAACCAAAAUCAUGGAAGGACGAGAUCGUCAAAUAUCUCGAGGAUGGCGCCUUGCCAGCUGACCCCAUCGCUGCAAAGAGAGUUAAAUUCCGAGCCACUCGAUUCACCAUGUUGUCUGGACAGCUCUAUAAACGAACAGUUGAUGGGCCCCUCCUGAAGUGCUAA